AUUUAUAUCCCCCUUUCUAGAUGAGGCGGGGAUUUACUUAUCCAAAAGCUGCCACGUCAGCGGUGUUCUUACGUGGCAAAAUUUCGAAGGGGCUCAAAUAUUUUUUUGGGGAGAAGAUGGAAGCGAACAACGCAGGAGAAUUUGCAGAGGGACUACAAAUGGGCGACACAAUUUCGGGUUCUUCGAAUUAAAAGGUAAAGGAGGCGGAGAUAUGGCUUUGGAUGGUUUUGUGCAGAGCAAGUGCAAGGGCAUCGGUCUGAGAGAUGGUGAUGGUAUCUCCGUUUGCGGUGGUAGGGGGAAGUGCCAUUCGUCUUCCAUUACAUGUGGGUGGCCUUCCUCCAACAGAAAGCUUUGCUUAGCCACAGUGAAGGCCAGGGCGGUUGUCACGCCCGCUCACACUAACAUCAAGGUUGAAGACGAAGAGGAUUUCAUCAAAGCUGGCGGAAGUGAAAUUCAAUAUGCACAAAUGCAGGCCACAAAGACUACUGACCAGCCAAACAUUGCUGAUAAGUUGCAACUUCUUCAACUUGGAGAUGAAAAUUUGGAUUUGGUAGUCAUGGGGUGUGGUCCAGCAGGGAUGUCACUAGCUGCAGAAUCAGCUAAGCAAGGUCUGAAUGUGGGCCUUAUUGGGCCUGAUAUGCCAUUUACAAAUAACUAUGGUGUGUGGGAAGAUGAAUUUGAAGCUCUUGGACUUAAAAACUGCAUAGAACAUGUUUGGAGAGACACUGCAGUGUAUCUAAAAAAUGACAAACCUCUACUAAUUGGACGUGCUUAUGGUCGUGUAAGUCGACGUUUGCUUCGUGAGGAAUUGCUGAGAAGGUGUGCUGAAGCUGGAGUACGGUAUCUUAACUCCAAAGUAGAGAAGAUUAUAGAAACAAGUGAAAGCAAUAGUCUCAUCUCUUGUGAAAAUGGAAUAAUGAUUCCUUGCAGGAUUGUAGCUGUUGCAUCGGGGGCUGCUUCUGGAAGGUUUUUGCAAUAUGACCUAGAUGGCCCACCAGUUGGUGUUCAAACUGCAUAUGGCAUGGAAGUUGAGGUCGAAAGCUUUCCUUAUGACCCUGAAUUAAUGGUUUUUAUGGAUUAUCGAGAUUACAUGAACCAAAAGAACACACAAUGUGAUUCCAAUUUACCAACAUUUUUGUAUGCCAUGCCAUUAUCACAAACACGAGUAUUUUUUGAGGAGACUUGCUUGGCUUCAAGACCUGCCAUGCCAUUUGAACCAUUGAAGAAGAGAUUGCAAGAACGCCUUAAAAGUAUGGGUGUACGUGUUUUACAUUUGUAUGAAGAGGAAUGGUCUUAUAUUCCUGUUGGUGGUUCAUUGCCAAAUACAAGACAGAAGCACCUGGGCUUUGGUGCUGCAGCGAGCAUGGUUCACCCUGCCACUGGCUAUUCUGUUGUACGCUCUUUAUCAGAGGCUCCAUCAUAUGCAGCAGCUAUUGCAAGUGCUUUGAAGAAUAGCGUUGGCAAUGAAGCUACAAUGUUUUACCAAAAAUGUACAACGGAUGCAGCACUCAGAGCGUGGGAAACUCUUUGGCCUCAGGAACGAAAGCGUCAACGAGCAUUCUUUUUGUUUGGACUUGAAUUGAUUUUGCAAUUAAAUAUUGAUGGGACAAGAAUGUUCUUCGAGACAUUUUUCCAACUUCCUGAGUGGAUGUGGAAAGGAUUCCUCGGGGCAAGGCUUUCUUCAAUCGAUCUUAUUUGGUUUGCCUUGGUAAUGUUCAUCAUGGCUCCAAAUUACAUGCGUUAUUGUUUGGUAAAACAUUUGAUGUCAGAUCCAAGUGGAGCAAAACUGAUACGGACAUAUGUUGGCAUUUAACACUGACAGGACUGCCCAUUGUAUUAAAUAUUCCUUCUCUUCUCAUAGGCUUUUGUAUUCAUUUUUGGUGGAAUACUAUCAAUUAUUUCAUAAUCUUUCAUUAGCUUCA
Messenger RNA from Cryptomeria japonica (Japanese cedar), 1922 nucleotides. Its product is annotated as lycopene epsilon cyclase, chloroplastic. Gene Ontology annotation, molecular function: oxidoreductase activity, acting on paired donors, with incorporation or reduction of molecular oxygen. The transcript is spliced from 12 exons. NCBI's taxonomy places the organism in Eukaryota, Viridiplantae, Streptophyta, Pinopsida, Cupressales, Cupressaceae. The record is from RefSeq and is a predicted model, not a curated record. Bases 212 to 1813 code for a protein of 533 amino acids. Gene Ontology annotation, biological process: carotenoid biosynthetic process.